This is a messenger RNA of Pseudozyma hubeiensis SY62, 405 nucleotides long. RefSeq lists its product as hypothetical. The coding region runs from base 1 to 405 and encodes 134 amino acids. The transcript has a single exon. The record is from RefSeq and is a predicted model, not a curated record. NCBI's taxonomy places the organism in Eukaryota, Fungi, Basidiomycota, Ustilaginomycetes, Ustilaginales, Ustilaginaceae.
AUGUCGUCGUCCUGCAACGCAUACGGGUACAACUACCCAUGCCACCUUCACCUCAGCUCUGGUGCACGCAUCGGCAUCGGCGUUGGCGUGGCGGCCGGUGUUUUGCUCAUCGUCCUCAUUUCGCUUCGCUUCUGCUGCUGCUGCAAAAAGCGUAGAAGACGCUUCCGCCAGCAAACCACUCUGCCCGUGACAGACCAACAGAACGAGAUGUCGAACCACCAACAAGGACACGGUGGAGGUGGGUACGGCCAACCAUACGGUCAACCGUGCGCGACACAUCAAAAGUCAUAUGCGUACGGCGAAGGACAGCCAUACGCUUCGCCUGCGGGUCAACCUUCGACAGGUGCCGAUUCGUCCCACUACGCCCCUCCUCCUAACCCGCCUCCUCCGGCAUACAAGCCUUGA